AUGGCCCCGGCGUGCGUGCGGCCCCUGCUGAGGUACCGCUCCUCCGCCAUCCUCUUCCUCACGCCGCUGCUGCUGCUGCCGCUGCCGCUCGCUGUGCCCACGCGGGAGGCCAAAUGUGGCUAUGUCAUCAUCGUCAUGGCUGUGUACUGGUGCACUGAAGUGAUCCCCCUGGCUGUCACCUCCCUCAUGCCAGUGGUGUUUCUCCCUCUGCUUGGAGUUCGGAGCGCUAAAUCAGUGUGCUUGCAGUACCUAAAUAACACAAACAUGCUCUUCUUUGGAGGGCUGAUUGUUGCAAUUUCUGUUGAGCAUUGGAAACUUCACAAAAGGAUUGCACUGAAGGUCCUUCUGUUUCUUGGGGUGCAACCUGCACUCCUCAUGCUGGGAUUUAUGUUAGUCACUGCCUUCCUGUCCAUGUGGAUAAGCAACACAGCCACCACUGCCAUGAUGGUUCCCAUUAUCCAGGCUGUCCUGGAUCAGUUGGACAGCACGGAGCAUGAUGUGGCUGUGAUGGAACAAGCAGCUGGGCAAACAAAUACAGUGAUUGAGCUGGAGGAAAAGAGCACAUCAGUGUCCACUGCAGAGAAUGUUGUAAGCAAUGAACAAGUCCCUGAUGACCCCAGAUCUUCUGAGGAAAAGAAAAAGAGGAAGCAUAUACGCAAGGGAAUGACACUUUGUAUAUGCUAUGCUGCCAGCAUUGGAGGAACUGCAACACUUACUGGAACAGGACCAAAUGUGGUACUGAAAGGCCAGAUGAAUCAGUUGUACCCCAACAAUAAUGAUAUUGUGAAUUUUGCUUCCUGGUUUGGAUUUGCAUUCCCAAACAUGGUCCUGAUGUUGGUGCUAGCUUGGCUUUGGUUACAGUGCUCCUUCAUGGGAUUCAACUUAAAAAAAAGCUGGGGCUGCGGGAAAGAGAGAACUUCCAGAGAAAAAGCUGCAUACAAUGUGCUGAAGGAAGAAAUUAAGAAGUUAGGUGAAUUAAAUGUCCUCCUCUUGUUUGCAUUGCUGGUGCUCUUGUGGUUUACCAGAAACCCAGGCUUUGUAAAAGGCUGGGCUUCCUGGCUCUUCAAAGGAGGAGAAAAGUACAUCACUGAUUCUGUUCCUGCUAUGUUUGUUGCCCUGUUACUGUUUAUCCUUCCUGCUCAAAAGCCCACAUUCACAGCCUGCAAUCCAAGCAAGUCCGACCCUGAACAGACUGAAAAAGAUAUAAAGCCAUUUUUAUCAGCCCCGCUGCUAGAAUGGGAUGCGGUUCAAAGGAAGAUGCCCUGGAGCAUUGUGCUGCUGCUGGGAGGAGGUUUUGCUUUGGCUGAUGCAAGCGCAAACUCUGGGCUCUCAGCUUGGCUGGGUCGUCAAAUGACUCCAUUAGGAUCUAUCCCACCAUGGGCCAUUGCAACAGUGAUCUCCCUUAUUAUAGCUGUCUUCACUGAGUGCACCAGUAACGUGGCCACAGCUACCCUCUUCCUGCCUGUCUUUGCAUCCCUGGCUACAUCUAUCAGGAUCCACCCUUUGUAUGUUAUGCUGCCUGCUACCCUCAGUGCUUCAUUUGCCUUCAUGCUACCUGUUGCAACACCCCCAAAUGCAAUAGUGUUCUCUUAUGGCCACAUCCGUGUUUUGGAUAUGGUUAAAUCUGGAAUAGUGAUGAACGUCAUUGGAGUCCUCAGUGUCACACUGGCCAUCAACACAUGGGGAAGACCUAUGUUUGGGCUGGACACAUUCCCAGCCUGGGCAAACACCACAACAAAACAGUGAGCUGUGAAGAAUUCGUGUGUUA
Messenger RNA from Sturnus vulgaris (Common starling), 1768 nucleotides. RefSeq names its product Na(+)/citrate cotransporter. Gene Ontology annotation, biological process: succinate transport; oxaloacetate transport; transmembrane transport. Gene Ontology annotation, molecular function: sodium:dicarboxylate symporter activity; citrate transmembrane transporter activity; succinate transmembrane transporter activity. The record is from RefSeq and is a predicted model, not a curated record. Lineage: Eukaryota; Metazoa; Chordata; Aves; Passeriformes; Sturnidae. Gene Ontology annotation, cellular component: plasma membrane.